AUGGAAAUCAAGUUAACACGAAAGAAAUUCAUAUAUCGCAAGUACCGCACAGAAUGUGACAAGGCGUAUCCAGCGACGUUUGAACUGGGCGAGGAGGACAAGAUGACAAGUCUGCGGCCGAUUGUUGUACCAGGCUUAACCAUCCCAGUUCCGCUUUACCACGCCGGCUUUCCCGUUUCCCGACAGUACAUUUUCAAACGCCAGUUGCGUGAGGACGACAAGAUUGAGGACUUCCAGGGGAUUGUUAAUCAAGCGACGGAUAGGUGGCUAGCCCAGGGGAAACCGCGACCAUUUUACUCCGCCCGCCUGUGCUUCCUGCCCACAUGUGACUACUUGAUUACGUUUGCCUCCUCCCUAUCUGCACCUAGCGACUUGGAGAUGUUUGUUAAACAUCCACAUGAGAUCCUAGAUCGCUACUUGGGGCUUAUGAAAUUCACCGAGGAAGAGAAGGAGUUUAUUAAGACGAGGGGGCUGUUCAAGUGGUAUAGGGACCUUUGCACGGGGGAGGAAGAGUCUCCGCUGCCUGAAGACGCUUGUCUGCGCACUGGAUCACUCAAUCCUGACGACCGGGACGAGUAUGACUAG
Molecule: messenger RNA, 585 nt
Organism: Coprinopsis cinerea okayama7#130
Lineage: Eukaryota; Fungi; Basidiomycota; Agaricomycetes; Agaricales; Psathyrellaceae
Exons: 3
Coding region: 1-585 (194 amino acids)
Source: RefSeq, a predicted model, not a curated record